UCUAUUUGUUCUACCUUCGUUGCUGUUUUCCGGCUCCCAACCCUGCCUCCUGGGGCGCAGAGGCAAAGCGAGGAGGCCUCGUCGUCGAGGGAGCAGCAGUGGAGUGUUCAGCGUGACAGUCUGGUAGCCAAGUCCGCCUCUUUGCCACCACCAACCCCACCUGUGGAGCCCCUUUGGAGGGAAACUGGGGGAAUGCUCGGUGCGGAGCGCAGGAAUAGCAGCGCGGGCUGCUCUCGUGUCUGCAGACGUCCUCUGUCCGCCUUCUUAACAUCUACAGACAAGGCGAGUGAAGAGGGCUGGCUAGAGAGAGAAGAGCUGGAGGCCCCAGUGGCCCCAUUCACCGCAGUGACCCAUGUAUUAAUUUAACAAAUGUUGGACGAGCCACUGGCUCGGUUUCCCCACCUGAAGAAAUCAGGUAUUUCUUGAUUGGAGGAGUGGAGAUGAGGGAUCAAUAUUUGUGAAAGGAAAGCCCUUAACAACGCCUGGCACGUUGUAAAAGCUCCAUCAGUGUUUAGCAUAGUUAUCGAUUCAAAAAAACAUUAAUUAGACUUCGUAGAUGAUAGGAACUAUUCCCAUGGGGAUGUACCGGCUCGAAACCCAGCCUUCCCAAGUGUGAAUGGAAAUGUGCUGCCUACUACCUGCUGGGGCUGCAGACGCAAGCACAUGGGUGGGCCCUGAGCCCCACUCGCGGUUCCUCUCCUACAGGCCAGCGCGCGGGCGCACUGGGGGACCCUGAGAAAGGAGACCAUCCCGAGAGCUCAGCGUGGACUGGGGAACGCUGGUCCUCGCCCGGGUUCCAGUACCCUUGCCCAGCUCGGUAAAUUGUGCCUUGUCGCUUUAAGGAGUGUCUCGCCAUGGCGAGGUGGAAAGCCCGGAUGCGGCGCUCUGAUUGGGCGGGGCGUCCAUGACCUCACUCUGGGUACAAAAGGGCCCGGGUGGCGGGCGCUGGGGCAGAGUCCUAGCAGUGUCACAGACUGGGUAGGUUCGAGCAGAGGCGUGAGCGAGCGCGUUGUUCGGAGUGCACCUGCUACCUGCCUUUUCCAGCUCGGAAGUCGCCGCCGUCGAACCACCAUGGAGGUGCAGAAGGAAGCGCAACGUAUCAUGACCCUGUCGGUGUGGAAGAUGUACCAUUCGCGCAUGCAGCGCGGUGGCCUGCGGCUGCACCGGAGUCUGCAGCUGUCGCUAGUCAUGCGCAGCGCCCGGGAGCUCUACCUCUCGGCCAAGGUGGAGGCCCACGAGCCCGAGGUCCCAUUGCCGCCUGCCCGCUCCGCUGACCCUCGCCUGCACCCGCCGCGGGAAGCGGAAGCAGAGGCCAAGGUAGCGCCCCCCGACGGUGAGCAGCCCUCUCUGGAGCCCAUGGACACGCAGGAAGUGUCCCGAGCCCAGGAGACCCAUACCCGCUAUGCCCCGCGCGCCGCCAAAAUCAGCCGCAAGCGGCGAAGCAGCAGCCUGAGCGACGGCGGGGAUAUAGGACUGACCCCGAGCAAGAAAGCCCGCCUAGAAGAAGAAGACCAAGAAGGUGCUUCUUCGGAGGUCUCUGAUCGCCUGCAGCCCCCUCUGGCGCAAGCUGAGGGCGCCUUCCCCAACCUGGCGCGCGUCUUACAGAGGCGCUUCUCCGGCCUCCUGAACUGCAGCCCCGCUGCUCCCACGACGGCGCCGCCGGCGUGCGAGGCAAAGCCGGCCUGCCGCUCCGCGGACAGCAUGUUGAAUGUGCUCGUGCGGGCCGUGGUGGCCUUCUGAGUGCCCCAGAGCUGCGCUGCCGGAGCCCAGAGCGCGGGCCAAACCGUCUGUCCGAGUGUGCAGACCGAGGCAUGGCCCAUCCCCGGGGAGCGCCCGCGGAACCGUGGAGAGAAGCCACCGCCCGGGCUGCUGAGAGGCCCGAAGAGGGACGCUGCCUCCGGGGAGCCGUCCCCGCCUGUGUGUAGUUGCGGCGCCUAGGAGCCUGAGCCGCGGGGUCUCUGGCGCCUUCCGCCGAGACCUGCCGCGCCCACAGGUGCUGUCUUAACGGACUGGGACGUAGACCUUUCCCUUUCCUCCUGGGACUGGGAGUAGGGAGGCUUAGUUCUUUAAAACUCCUCAGGGUCGGACUUUAUUUUUUACUGGGGCUGUGCUGCCCUUUCAAGGUUUUUCAAUAGUUGGUUUCUGCGUUUCCAAACUCAAGAGAAUUCCAGGCGCCCGCCUCCCCCCUCCCGUGGCAUAUUUGUGCAAGCGGUCAUCGUUGCGUCAUGGGGCAGCCGUGGGGAGCUUCCUGUUGCCUUGCGUGGGUGUGGGGCCUGGGAGGAGGGUCUGGGGUGUGGCUGUGGACCGCCCUGGGGGAAUAGGCGAGCGGCUUGAGUCACUUGGCCCCGCGUGUUGCGGGCUAGUGUCCCGCGCCCCUGCGCCUUCCGGUGUAUGUAUGGGGGGCCCUGAUCUAAUUUCAGGUUAAAAAUUGUUCUCAUCUGGUGCAUUAGAGGUGGGAGUAUGUUCAGUUUCAAGCGUGACCUUCCUUCAGAGGCAAACACAAAUCGAUUGGGACAUCCAUAUUCCUGGUCUGAAUCAAAUAUGGAGGGGAGAGAGUCUCUGGAGCGCUGUGGGACUUAGCUGGGACCAGUGGCCGGUGAGACUGGACCAGUUUGGGGAGGGGGGAGGUUCUUGCCAGGGCGUGCUGAGGAGGUUUACCUUUAUUGUGGUGGAAUCUGUUUAACUUCAUCUUUCUGGUCUUUUGCUAGAGAUGCCAGAUAGGAAAAUAAAGACCAUUUGAAUAAAAA
Messenger RNA from Manis pentadactyla (Chinese pangolin), 2747 nucleotides. It is a transcript of the gene IER2, whose product is annotated as immediate early response 2. The record is from RefSeq and is a predicted model, not a curated record. The transcript has a single exon. Lineage: Eukaryota; Metazoa; Chordata; Mammalia; Pholidota; Manidae. The coding region runs from base 1072 to 1740 and encodes 222 amino acids.